AUGCGCAAAUCCGGGCAAAGGGCCAUGUAUAUGAGUGCAGCCGGUCGAUAUGAUGAUUUCCUGGGCAGAAGAACGUGGAAUAGAGAUUUCAACGCCCGACUUCUAUUUGACUACGGUCGCCUUCCCACGUCGACAAUGAAAAUGAUCUCUUUUGCUACGCUUGCGGGCUUCGUGUCUGCUGCAUCAGCUGCAUUCGAUCUCAACCGAGGAGGCGGGGUGCUGAAGGCUCCUGAGGGAGAUCCAUUUAGGACCAUCGCCGGUACUUUUAUCGUCCCGAACCUUUCCGGUACGAACAGACUCUCCAUAUGGGUCGGGAUUGGCGACUCGCUACAACAAAAUUACGUGCUGGGUGGCGGCAUAACCUACAAUAGCACACUUCAGAGCUUCUCGGCAUAUUGGCCCGGUCCAGCAGCAGACACAACGACGGCAGUCCCGAUUACAAGCGGUAAUUCGAUCACCGUGACCAUCACAACGGCUGACGCCAGCGGUACCGUAACCGUGGAGAACACGACUCAGAACAAGAAAACAACGCAGUCGCUAUCUGCACCAGCUGGUGUAGACUCAGCUGAGCUCACAGCGCUUGCAGCCAACUGGUUCGUUCAGGCAUAUCAGGUAAUUCCUGGGCAGCUGGUGCAGACACCCAACUUUGGCACUGUGUCUUUCACGGCAUGCACGGCAACAACGAAGAGCGGGGUUUCAGUUCCAAUUUCCGGUGCAGGUCGAUACGAGAUUCAGGGUACUAGUGGCCAGAUGUACACCAGCACAACGAUUUCGAGCACAGGCAUCUCCGUUAAGAGGCAGGCGUAG
Molecule: messenger RNA, 807 nt
Organism: Parastagonospora nodorum SN15
Lineage: Eukaryota; Fungi; Ascomycota; Dothideomycetes; Pleosporales; Phaeosphaeriaceae
Exons: 3
Coding region: 1-807 (268 amino acids)
Biological process (GO): proteolysis
Molecular function (GO): glutamic-type endopeptidase activity
Source: RefSeq, a predicted model, not a curated record